AAUUGUUGUCCACAGAUCUUAAAAGAAAGGACAGCGUUACAUUUUUGUAAUACAACAAUGUUCAAAGGUGUUGCAAUAUGUUGGCAAUAGUGUUUAUGUAUAUAUCGUUUUCCACGUGAGGCAGUUUUGGAGAGCACAGGAUCACCGCCUUAAAAUAGGGGAUGAAAAAGGUAAAAAAAAAUCCUCCAGAUUCGGAUUUAAUUUGUUUGACAAAACAGGUAGCAAGCCACAGCUAAACAGAGGAUUUUGCUAGAUAAUUUCUACAAAAAUUACGUUGAUAUUCUGGCAAACGUGGUUAGUACACAACAUGUACCAAUGAAAUUAACCCACCACCGAAUCUUCAUGGGGUUUGUGUUUGGUAAAACGUUUUUUACAAAUAAGUGUCUUGGUCAACUGGAGCUUCUUUCCUCGAAGUGUACCUUGUAAGCCACGCCCACUAAGGUGUGACUUGGUGCUUUUUGAGAGCCUGCAGCAGCACCAGCUGUUCCACGGCAGUUGGAAAUAGGAACGCGAGGAGAAAGGCUUGAUAACGGAAAUAUCUGAUGGACUACAGCACCUCUCCUCUCUAGGCACACCGUUGGUUUAACGGUUUAUAUUUCCACCGUCACAACAUAAAUCAACUCUUGGACAAUUUUAUUUUCGAGGUUCUGUUCGAUCUUUCAAGUCUAUUUUUAACGAUCUAGGGAAUGUGUCCGUGGCCGCGCUGAAAAACAGUGACAUCACCAGCUAAAGAGAAUGGCCCCAGCUCUGACCAAGAUCUCCAAAAACAACCAUGGAAUUCACCUGGCAACCCCUCUCAACCCCAGCAACAUGGAUGCAGAUUGGGCACUGUUCAACACUGACUGUGAUUCUCAGUUGAAACCGGAGGACAGCUGUGCUCAGCGGGGUUGGCUUAACCUCUCUUUGCCUUUCAUAGACACCUGUUGCUCUAGCAAGAGACCCCUUGAAUUUCCUGACUUGCCUGGACUGUACAGAACAGUUCUUCUCUCCAGCCCUGGUUCCCUGCUUAGCCUCCUGUCCCUUAACAAACACGUAAAUAAGUUUCUGGUGGCCUGUCCUGGUGCACAGGAUAUGCAUAAUGUUCCUUUUCCUGAACACAAUAGUCAGGGUGUGACUUGGCAGCAACAUCAUCAGCAGUGUCACCUCAGUGAUCAUGGACCAAAUACCUGUGAUAUCCCCCAGUCUCCUGGGGGAUAUCACAGCGUGGGGCAGGGGGAGGGGGGCUCCAUCCCUACAGACACAACUCCAGCCCAGCCGUGGACCAGUGGGGCUGAGAGCCAGGGCCAGGUGCAACCUGUCACCGCAAUGGUGGAGGAGGCUGUGAGAGGGCAGACCUGCUGGCAUUUCUCCCAACAGGAAACCCUGUUAGAACGUGCUGGGCUGAUCCAGAAGAGGCUCCAGGCUCUUCUCGGGGACCAUGUCUCUCGUCACUGCAGCCUCCAGCUGGAAGGUCUGAUGGGGAAGUGGGGCAGAGAGUCUCUGGAUCCCCCAUCACUUCCCCCUGCUGACACCAAGCCAUUGGAUUUAGCCUUGACGCUGCAGAGACGGACAGGUACACUGAGCAACUGGGUCCUGGACCCUGCCUUUCGACAGACUUCCUCGCCCUUUUCCCCCUCCAAAGAGAUCCAGGAGUUUGCCAGCUAUGCCCAGGUCUUGCUGCGCAGAUUGCAGGGUGCGGUGGACUCCGAUGCCACGGAAAGCAGCUCAGACGACGAGCUGGGACCUACGCAGGAACGGGGGAGCGCAUCCCAACCGGUACGGCAUGGAUGUGAGUGGAGGUGGCAGAAGGAGAGGGCUGAGGUGGGCAGUAAGUGGUCUUGGUUACAGCUGCGUGUGGCGGAGCUGGAGGGACACAUUCAACAGCUGGGGGACCUUUACAGGCAGCUCGCGUCUAACAAGGGGAGUGUGAUCCUGGCGGCGUCGCAGCCGUUGACAGACUGGCAGAUUCAGCAGACGUUAUUAACGGAGACGGCAGGGCUGUUGUUGACGCCGAGGGGGAGUGCUAGAGACCCUCCAUCUGACACAGAAAACGAACCUAGCAGCCCCACGCGCCUCCUCAGGAACAUAGAGAGACAGAGUGCUCAGCUCAGCCAGAUGGUCAGCAGCCUGAUGCCCCCUCUGAACCUCUCUCCAACCCCCUCUCCCAUCUCCAAAGACUCCUGGCAGGGGAACGGACAGAAGAGAGCCUUCAACAGUGGCUUGGUCCUGGGGGGGUUUGACUCCUCUCAGAAGGUACCCAAGAGGAGAAGAGUGAACCGCAGAAAAUGCCAACUGCCUCAGGUUGAUGCCACGUGUGUCUCAGCACGCACCCGGCCCCUGGUGACUUAUCACAAACCACGACUCUUUAUUCACACCGCCACCACCAGCCACAGACCACAGGAACCAGCGUCCCUCUCCUCCUUCACCCUCUGUACCAUCUGUACCUCCUGUGACCCCCUGGCUCUGUGUUCUGACCCAGCCUGCUCCUCCAGCAGCACCCUGACCUCCAGGACUAGGAUACACCCUGUUCUUUCUCUCACUUCAGACACCCCUUUGUCCCACCAUUUCCAGAACUCCCCUCUUCUCAGAGAGGACUGGGUCCACCAGCCUCUACCACCAAUCAAGUCUGAGUCCAGUCCUGUCCACUACUGCUAUAGGAACAGGGGACACACUUCUCCAACGUGGUUCAGUCGCAGCCAAAACCACAAGCCACAUCGUAAAGGAAGGCCUUUUGGCGCGUCGCUUGUCAGGUGGGCGGGCUCUGCCAGGACCCUGCAGAAGAGGGCCUAUCGCAGAGGGAGGAAGAGGAGACACACCCACAGGAUGAAUGGAGAUGAGGAGGACCUCCUGUCUCAGCUGUCAGACCCUCGGGAGACACGUCGGAACUCACACAUGUGCAAGCAGGGUCCCGCCCGUAGACGUCAGGGAGAGAGUGUCUACAACAUUGACAAUAUUGUCAUCCCCAUGUCCCUGGCUGCCACUAACAAGGUGGAGAAACAUCAUUACAAAGACAUUAUAACACCCAGCUGGAGAGUGGUUGAGACACUGCCCCUGGUGGAGCAAGAGAUGCCAGAAGAGAAGGAGGAGGAGGAGCUGCUAUGUGAUGAGACCUUCUCCCUGAGGCACCUGGGAUGCGAGAAGAGAGAGAAACUUGGCUGGACCUCAUGGGACAAGACCAAGCACUACAGGGGUUCCAUCCGGUCUGGCAGCAGGAACCCGGGCUACAGCGAUGGAGCAGGUGGUUCUGUAUGGGCUGACCGGUGUGCUGUGAGGUGUGACAGCAGAGGGGACAGGAGCACUCGUGUGGACUGGAGCUGCAGUCAUCUGAACACUGAUGCAGACGGAGCCUUAGAGGAGUGUGUGCCUCGACUCCCUUGGGACAAACGUGUGUUCCCACUCUGUGAGGAGGAAGCUCUGAGGUGUCAUGAAGAGGAUCUGGGGGAGCUUCGCUGGGACGAGAGAGAGAAGGCAGAGCGCACUAGCACAGAAAAGUGCAGUAGUUCUAUCCAGUCACACCUACCAACUGCCAUGUCUUCAGCCCAGUCACUGUUCAGUACAACAAUGCCACCUGCUGGAAAGAAUGUGAACAACAGUCUUACAGUAGACCUGCGAUGACUUGGCUUUACCUUGGUACAGAUCCCAUGAGGAGUUUAGCAGGAUCAAGGGACCUGACGAAGAGGACUGAAUUCCCUGGAGGAGAUCUCAGGAGGGGUUUUAAUUUCCUUAAUUGUAAGGUAUUUUAAGGUAUCGAUGUGAUCUGUAUUCAGUGUAUGUGCACAUUUUAAAAUAGUCAAGUUACCCUUGACAUGCAUUCCGUGUUGAUUGUUGGUCUGCUUGUGCACAACCAAUCAUAACCUCUGCCUGUACCACACUAUGCCAAUAGUUUCUGCCUGAUAUUUAUGUUUCAAGAUGCAUCUGAAAAUCGUAAUAUAUAUUUAUAUUUUAAUCUUUGUUUAGAAUAUUCUAUUAUUUUUAAUAAGUGAUGAUGGACUUUUCAACAGACCAAACAAGUGUUUUAGCUGGUGUACUUUUUCAACAUGGAGUUGUGGUGGCUAUUAAUGACAUUAAAAUCAUUUAGGCCUUCA
This is a messenger RNA of Esox lucius (northern pike), 4064 nucleotides long. It is a transcript of the gene kansl1l, whose product is annotated as KAT8 regulatory NSL complex subunit 1-like. The record is from RefSeq and is a predicted model, not a curated record. Bases 736 to 3594 code for a protein of 952 amino acids. Gene Ontology annotation, cellular component: NSL complex. The transcript is spliced from 15 exons. Lineage: Eukaryota; Metazoa; Chordata; Actinopteri; Esociformes; Esocidae. Gene Ontology annotation, molecular function: histone acetyltransferase binding.